UAUUUUGCAGACAUUUUUACGAACUUCGAAAAAAGACAAACUACUAAAUGAGAAAAUAACAACGACAAAAAGAAUAAAAGAAUAUUAGCUGUUGACAUAAAAAUCAAUAAAUAUAAAUAAAUUAACCAAUCCCUCUCUUUUUAUCUCUUACCUCACCCUCUCUAAAGCAGAACCUCAUAGUUUCGUUUUGCUUUGCUCAAAUAUCUUAUAAAUUUGGUGAACAGAACAAUCAUUACUUGCAGUGGUUCACCAUCUCUCUCUCUUUCUCUCUAUCAUAAGAACUCAUAAGCAUUACUCAGAGAAGAGAGAAAAGACCUAAGAACUCAUACCAUGACUUCCAUUAGAAGCAACCUUCUCUUCCAUCUUCUUCUUCUUCUUCUUAUCCCUUCACUACACCAAGCUCUUAACACAGAUGGUGUUGCUUUACUCUCUUUCAAAUACUCAAUCCUCAAUGACCCUCUCUCUGUUUUUCGCAACUGGAACUACGACGAUGAAACACCAUGCUCUUGGACUGGUGUUACCUGUACAGAGCUUGGGAGUCACAAUACCCCAGGUAUGCUUAGAGUUACAAGCUUGGUUCUUCCUAGCAAACAACUUCUGGGUUCUAUCUCUCCCGAUUUGUUUUCGAUACUUCAUCUACGGAUCUUUGAUCUCUCCAACAAUUUCUUUCAUGGGUCACUGCCGGAUUCAGUGGCUAAUGCUACUGAGCUUCGUGUUCUGUCUCUUGGGAACAACAAGGUUUCUGGUGAAGUGCCCAAUCGUAUCAGCAACGUGGCUAGUCUCCAGCUGUUGAAUCUCUCCGCUAAUGCAUUCACCGGAAAAAUCCCUCCCAAUCUCCUACUUCUCAAGAGUCUGACGGUCCUUUCCUUGGCAAAGAACUCCUUCUCAGGCAACAUUCCAAGUGGGUUGGAAGCAGUACAGGUUCUCGAUAUCUCCUCAAAUCUUCUAGACGGAUCUCUUCCUCCAGAUUUCAUGGGAACAAGUUUGCAUUACCUAAACCUAUCACACAACCAAAUCUCCGGAGUGAUUUCCCCAAGUUUCACCAAGGAGUUUCCAGCAAACGCCAUCCUCGAUCUCUCCUUCAACAAUCUAACAGGACCAAUCCCUGGUACACCACCAUUACUUAACCAAAAGACCGAGUCUUUUUCUGGUAAUCUUGGCUUGUGUGGGCAGCCAUUGAAGACCCUUUGUUCAAUCCCUUCUACUAUUUCAGACCCACCAAAUAUCUCUGACACUACUUCACCUGCAAUAGCAGUCAUGCCCACAAAUCCAACACCAACAACAACAACAACAACUCCAUCAGUAGCAUCACCAACUCAAACAGCCAAAAGCAAACUAAAACCAAGCACAAUCGUAGGCAUUACACUAGCAGAUAUUGCUGGUCUUUCUAUCAUAGCCAUCUUCAUCCUCUACAUAUACCAACUCAAGAAACGUAGAAGCAACCAAGAAUACAGCACUUUCAGCGUCUUACAAAAGUGUCUCGAGAAAAACGAUACAGUACCCAUCAAGAAAUCAAAACACAACAUAGUCCCUGCCUCAGAGAUCACGAAAUCUCCACCCACAAAAACUGGAUGCGGCUCAUGGAUAACUCGUCGGUACGACGAUACAACGUCAACAUCAUCCGAUAGCGAUGUAGAGAACCAGCUGCAAGAGAAGAAACCCACUGAGGCAUUUAAUCGAACAAGUGGUGCGUCACAAUUAGUAACAGUCGAUGGAGAGACUCAGCUAGAGCUGGAAACACUACUAAAGGCAUCAGCUUACGUACUUGGUACAAGCAGAAGCGGCGGGAUCGUGUACAAAGCCGUGUUAGAGAACGGCUCAGCUUUCGCAGUGCGGCGGAUCGGGGCGGAGAGUUGUACGACGGCGAAAUUCAAAGAAUUCGAAAAGGAGGUUCAGGGUAUCGCUAAACUUCGUCACCCAAAUCUCGUUAGGGUUCGUGGCUUCGUCUGGGGAAACGAAGAGAAGCUUCUCAUCUCCGACUAUGUCCCAAACGGAAGCUUACCUCUCUCCUCCAUCUCCGCUCAUUUUAGCAAUUUGUUUUUAAUUAACGCUCCAAUAUCAGCGCAUACUCUCUCCUUUGAGGCAAGGCUCAAGAUAGCAAGAGGGAUAGCUAAAGGACUUGCUUAUAUCCACGAGAAGAAGCAUGUGCACGGCAACAUAAAGCCCAAUAAUAUUCUAUUAGACUCUGAAUUUGAGCCUGUAAUUACUGAUAUGGGCCUUGAUCGUGUUAUGACUCCGGCCCAUUUACUCGCGGAUGGACCAGUUUCGAUUUCACAACAUCAUCCGCCUGAGUGGUCAACUAGUCAGAAACCAAACUCCAAAUGGGAUGUUUACUCAUUUGGUGUGAUACUCUUGGAGCUUCUCACAGGCAAAGUUUUUCCGGUCGAUCGAGAUCUUGUUCGCGAUUCGGAGACCGAUGAGAAAAGUUGGUUCUUGAAGUUGGUUGAUGGGACAAUUAGGGUUGAUGUGGCUCGCCGCGAAGAUGAGGUGGUCGCCUGGUUUAAGUUAGGUUAUGGUUGUGUCUCUUCCUUGCCUCAAAAGCGACCGUCCAUGAAGGAAGUGGUGCAUGUGCUAGAGAAAAUGGUUGUUUAGUUGUUUGUUUGCCGACAAAACAAAAAAAGUUGUUUGUUUUAGUCAAAGUUAGAAAAGAUUUCAUAAAUUUGUUCUAAUACAAAUUGAUUACUUUGCCUCUUUUGAGUUGUUAAUUGCUUCUUCU
Messenger RNA from Capsella rubella, 2716 nucleotides. Its product is annotated as receptor protein kinase-like protein At4g34220. Bases 331 to 2592 code for a protein of 753 amino acids. Gene Ontology annotation, molecular function: protein binding; protein kinase activity; ATP binding. Lineage: Eukaryota; Viridiplantae; Streptophyta; Magnoliopsida; Brassicales; Brassicaceae. Gene Ontology annotation, biological process: protein phosphorylation. The record is from RefSeq and is a predicted model, not a curated record. The transcript is spliced from 2 exons.